UAGACAACUGCAGCUGUUGUUUCCGUGGCAUUGGUGCGUAGCAGACGACCAUUAUUUGAAUAAAAAAUUUUCGUCAGUCAAAUGGCAGCGCGACACACGUGGAAAUCUUAUUUACUUUGGUGUGCAAAUGAACAUGUGUCCUUCAGAAUUCCUGAAGUUGAAGCUAUUUUAGCAAUGUACAAAAUUCCACAUACAUGGAUAGAAAAACCAGCAGAAAAUCCUUGGAUGCUCAUUUCCAUGCCCAGUGAGGACUGUGCAGUAAAGCUGAUGAAGAGAUCUGUCACAGUUCGGUCCAUAAUCGAGUUAUGGGCAAGAGCGACAACAAAAGAACACCUUGAUGACCAACUAAAAACUCUACCUACUGAACUUACAUCUUAUUUCGAAAAGGAAAACACAUUCAAAGUUGUGGUGGAUACAUUUAAUAAAGUAACGAGCCAAGAGGAUAAAAUUAAAAAAAUUGAGUCUUUUAGUUUUCUGCCUAUUCUUGGAACUGCCAAUUUGAAAAAUCCAAGUGUGACCUAUCAUUAUUAUGAAUUUUUUGGACUUGAUGCAGGACGUAUUCCGGAGAAGCCGUUUGAUUACUUUUUUGGCAGAUGGGUUUCCAAUAGCGAAAGAUCGGCUGUAGAAAAAUACUCCCUAAAGACUAGGCAUUUCAUUGGCAACACGAGCAUGGAUCCUAAAUUGUCGAUGAUUAUGGCUAACCUUGCCCAGAUUGACGCUGGCCAUAUAGUUGUUGAUCCUUUCGUUGGAACAGGAUCUCUUCUAGUAGCCGCAGCCCAUUUCGGUGGUUAUGUUUGCGGCACGGAUAUUGAUUAUCUCACACUUCACGGGAAGAUGAAACCUAGUAGAGCUCAUCAAAAGAAACGUCAACCAGAUGAAGAUAUCAAAGGGAACCUUAAGGCAUACAAUCUUUUUUCGCGCUAUUUGGACGUAUUUGUGGGUGACGCAUCUAGGCCCGUUUGGAGGCCGGAAUUCCGUUUCGAUUCCAUAAUAACCGAUCCCCCCUACGGCAUCCGUGAAUCGACAGAGAAAGUGGGUAGCAAGAAAGUAGCUCCUGUUCCGGAAGAGCUAGCUUCACCACAUUUCCCUUCAAAAACCCAGUACGGUUUAGGCGAUAUGUAUAAAGAUCUUCUUAAUUUUGCCGCCAAUAACCUCAAACUAAAUGGAAGAGUGGUAUUUUGGAUUCCGAUUAUAAGAAUGGAAUACGAUCCUGACCUCCUACCUGAACAUCCCUGUCUUGAAAGGGUAUCCAACAGCGAGCAAAUCCUUAAUUUGCAUUCCAGCCGACGGUUAAUCACUAUGCAAAAAACAAUGGAACCCAAAGAAGCAGCAGAUUCUGCAAUAAUCCAUGAUCUGCAAUACACUUUCCGCCACAAGUUCUUUAACACCAGUGAAAUUAAAGGACGUGCCAGAGAAGAUGUGCAAGCCGAAUAUCUCACUAAAAGAAGCAAACGUGGAAACGGAGUAGCAAAAUUGCCAUGUCAUGAGUAAAUCAACGAAUUUUUAAUGCGACGCGCAAUACACGAUUGAAGUAAGUAA
This is a messenger RNA of Daphnia carinata, 1539 nucleotides long. Its product is annotated as tRNA (guanine(10)-N2)-methyltransferase homolog. The transcript is spliced from 9 exons. Gene Ontology annotation, cellular component: cytoplasm. The coding region runs from base 82 to 1491 and encodes 469 amino acids. Gene Ontology annotation, biological process: methylation. Gene Ontology annotation, molecular function: nucleic acid binding. The record is from RefSeq and is a predicted model, not a curated record. Lineage: Eukaryota; Metazoa; Arthropoda; Branchiopoda; Diplostraca; Daphniidae.